This is a messenger RNA of Aplosporella prunicola CBS 121167, 2407 nucleotides long. Its product is annotated as carbohydrate-binding module family 21 protein. Gene Ontology annotation, cellular component: protein phosphatase type 1 complex. The coding region runs from base 218 to 2407 and encodes 729 amino acids. NCBI's taxonomy places the organism in Eukaryota, Fungi, Ascomycota, Dothideomycetes, Botryosphaeriales, Aplosporellaceae. The record is from RefSeq and is a predicted model, not a curated record. Gene Ontology annotation, molecular function: protein phosphatase 1 binding; glycogen binding. The transcript is spliced from 3 exons. Gene Ontology annotation, biological process: regulation of glycogen biosynthetic process.
GCAGGAGCCCUUAACCCCCCUCGAGCCCGCCCACCUUCCCGGAUUCGCUUUCCCGCCAAACCCCAAUUGCCUGCCAGCUUAUCAAACGCCCGCUCCCCACACUAUCUUUCUUGUUUGCGUAAUUCUUCACUCUACUUCUUCCUUGUAAUGCCCUCGCGACCCUGAUCCGCCUCCACCGUCGACAAACCACCCCGAGAUCCCCCUUCAAGCCGGCCGGAUGCCUUACACUCCGCCUUCCCAGCGGUCGCCUGCCUCCUCCAAGACCAACAGCCCUAUCCUCAGCCGUUCCCAUUCAUACAGCGAGGCGACCGGUGUCAGCUCACCUACCAGCGCGGCUCACCGCUCCGUGCUCCCCCAUUCGGUCUCGUCGACGGCCUACCUGAGCAAGCACCGUCGCACCCCAUCCAUCUCCGACUCUCCUACCCAAGGCCAGAAUGGGGCCAACGGCCAGGUGACCGCCGCCAACGGUAGACCACACCACCCGAACCCCCCGACCAAGUUGUUGAUCCCAGUAGGCGCCGAUGCUACUCCUCCUGACUCGGUCCAGAACUCGGAUGAUGAGGACCGGGGAAGAAGGCAUGAGGGCAAGUUUGCCGAACUUGCACAGGCCCUGCAAUCCAUCGAAGUAAAGCGUGGACAUUCACCGGAACGCCAUGCUAAUGGCACUGCUUCAGCCCCUCCUGAGCCCGAGCCCCAGCACAAGCCUCUUCGCCCUGCUCUCACCCCAGAGGCUCGUAAGAUUUCGCACUCACGCUCGACCAGCGACGUCGCCCUGUCCAGCCACGUCAAGGAUCUUACCGUGUCCCCCAUGCAGACGUCCGAGUCCAGCGAGGACGACGACGACGAUGGCCUCUCGUUCAAGCCGGCCCUGGUCCGCAAGAAGUCCGGCGAGCUUGUCAAGCCGGCGUUGAGGCCGACUUCCCGCAACCGCCGUCGUCCUUCUAGCAUGCCAGGCACUCCGUCGUUCUCCAAGGCCGUCCACUUCAACGACGACAUCGAGCAGGUCCGCCAUUUCCUCCAAGUGGAUCGUCCCAUCGCCGUCAGCGCCGGGUCGUCGCCGGUCGAGACCCAUGACAGCGAGCACGAGUAUCCGUUUAGCCAAGACGAUCAUUACAGCUCGCGUCGUGUCGAGUGGGAGCUUCGUCUGUCCAACUUCCCUCGGGAGACGUUUGAGAGGAAGGCCUUGCCGGUGCAUGUCGAGAAGUUGUCGUUGUCGCCGGACCAGAGAAGCCUGGUUGGGUCCGUCGCUGUCGCGAACCUUGCCUUCCACAAGUCGGUCGUCGCUCGGUUCACGCUGGAUUACUGGAAGACGACGUCCGAAGUUGCUGCUGAGUUCAACGACGAUGUGCGGAAGAAGCAGAUGGCAGAUGGCAAAGACCACUUUACCUUUAACAUCAAGCUGGCCGACCAGGCCCAUCUUGAAACCAAGACAUUGCUGCUCUGCGUCCGCUACAACGUCAACGGCCAAGAGUUCUGGGACAACAACAACGCGAUGAACUUCCAGGUUGACUUUAUCAAGAAGAUGCAGCCCAAGGUCUCGAGGAGCGGCAGACCCCAUGGGGCUCGCGCUGGUUCGCUUGGAUCGAUACCACGUAGCCGCCACUCCCCGCCUGCCAACAAAUCUCGCACCUUGGGACCUUCCUUUGACGACGACUUCGACCACAGCUUCGGGACCCAGUAUGAGUUUGGUGGUCGCGGCUCGUCCUUCAACGACUCGACCGGCCCUGCCCUUCGACUCAAGAGCAAGAGCAAGCCGAAGACGAACCUGUUCCCCGACCAGCCUAACCGCAACAGUUCGCCAACUGCUCAGGCAUUCUCUACUCGCUACGACUUUGGCGCUUCUCUUACUGCCGCCUUGUCUACUGCUCAGAAUGCUCUGGGUGACCGUAGCGGCAUCAAGAAGCAGACCCCCAAGUCCAAGUCUGACUACUUCAGCCUUCAAGGAGAGGCGCCCUCUGCCCCUAAGCUCAACGCCCCACGCCCCGAUGAGAUCUCCUCGGUAAAGCCUGAUCUGAAGUCGGCAGAGUACAACGAGUUGAUCCAGAAAUAUUGCUUCUUUGGAUCUGGAAGAGGCUCACCGCAGGUAUCCAGCCCGAAGCCUACUGCGACCGACGGAACUCGCGAAAUCGAUUCCGAUGGCAGCGCAGUCAGUCCUACUGAUACCGGCUCGGGCAGCCCCUCUCCCUCAAAGGAAGGCCCUCCGGCUGUCGAUGGUGCCAACGACCCCAAGACACAGCCACGCAGCCAGAGCCCUUUCUUGUCUAGGUCGACAUCGCCGGCACCCGUAACAGGAUCCGACUUCGGCGACCGUACGACGUCCCCCGUGUCGUUUGGUUAUCCCUUCAACAACAACAUGCACGGCGGCAUCUUUCCCGAGAAUCACGCCCUCAAGGCGAUAAUCGGGUAG